AUGGCUGAUGUUGGAUCCACAACAUGGGUUGAUACGGUGUUUGCACAUAAUUUCAUCUCCUACACUAGUGACCAUAACCAGACUGCUUUUCAUCGUGUGCAAGCCACCUCGGGUCGAAAAAAUGACAAGCUUUCCUCAUUUGCAGAUGUCCAAUUCUCAAACCUGUGCGGUACCGUAUACACAGGUGGAAAUCUGCUCUUCACUCCCGAUGGCAAUUCAGUCCUCAGUCCAGUCGGAAACCGUGUUUCGGUCUUUGACUUGGUCAACAAUAAAUCAUACACCAUGCCUUUUGACAUGAGCAAGAACAUUGUCUGCAUGGCACUCUCUCCACAAGCUACCCUUUUGAUUACAAUCGAUCAAGACGGUAGAGCAUUGUUGGUCAACUUCCCCCGUCAAGUUGUUCUUCACCAUUUCAACUUUAAAGAAAAAGUCAAGGCGAUUCAAUUCAGCCCUGAUGGUAAACACUUUGCAGUCACUCAUGGAAAGAAUGUCCAGAUCUGGAAAACUCCUGGAUUCACUCUUGAAUUCGCUCCAUUUGUACUUCAUCGUACUUACACCGGUCAUUACGAUGAUAUUGUCAAUAUCAACUGGAGCCCUGACUCAAAAUAUUUCAUGACAUCUUCUGAGGAUUUGAGUAUUCGUAUUUUCACUGUUGAUCCUUUGCCUGAUUUUGUUCCUCCAGUAUUGUCUGGUCAUCGUGAUACAGUUAUGGGUGCCUGGUUCUCGGCUGAUAGACAAAAUAUUUAUUCUGUCAGUAAAGACGGUGCAUUAUUCCAUUGGAAAUAUGGUACCUACACUGGCCUUAGAGAUUUGAAUCCCGAAGAUAUGGAUGUAGACGAGGGUAAUGAAUGGGUUGAUAAGGUGCGCUGGAGAAUCAUGAAAAAGCAUUACUUUAUGCAAACUCCAGCAAAGGUCAAAUCAUGCGAAUUUUUUGCACCUAGCAACUUGAUGGUUGUCGGUUUCUCAAACGGUAUUUUUGGUCUCUAUGAAGUUCCCAGCUUUAACACUAUUCACACAUUGAGUAUUUCACAAAAGAACAUUGAUACUGUCACCAUUAACCGAACAGGUGAAUGGUUAGCUUUUGGAUCAGCCAGACUUGGCCAAUUGUUAGUGUGGGAGUGGCAGUCAGAGACCUAUGUAUUGAAGCAGCAAGGUCAUUUCUACGACAUGAACUCAUUAUCAUAUUCUGCUGACGGUCAGACAUUGGCUACUGGUGGUGACGAUGGCAAGGUAAAAGUCUGGAACACAACCUCUGGAUUCUGCUAUGUUACGUUUAGUGAACACAAGAGUGGUGUGAGCGCAGUUGAGUUUGCCAAACAGGGCAAGGUUCUCUUCUCUGCCAGUUUGGACGGCACUGUCCGUGCAUUCGAUCUUGUGCGUUACCGUAACUUCAGAACCUUCACAAGUCCCAACCCAGUCCAGUUCAGUUCGCUUGCUGUAGAUCCCAGUGGUGAUAUUGUCUGUGCAGGCACAAUGGAUACCUUUGAAAUUUAUGUGUGGAGUGUGCAGACCGGUAAGCUGCUCGAUAUCUUGGCCGGCCAUGAUGGACCCGUGAGCUCCCUUGCCUUCUCGCCCACAGAUAUGUUGUUGGCAAGUUCGAGCUGGGACCACACUGCCAGAACAUGGGACGUAUUUGGACGCAACAAGGUGAUCGAACUUUUACCCCAUCAAACCGAAGUGCUUGCUGUUACAUUCCGCCCUGAUGGAAAGCAGCUUGCCACAUCUACCCUGGAUGGCCAGAUCUGUUUCUGGGACGUAGAAGAAUCCAAGCUUUUGACAACUAUCGAAGGCCGAAAAGAUAUCUCUGGCGGACGUAAACUCAACGAUCGUACUACAGCCGAAAACGCAGCCUCUGGCAAGGCAUUCAACUCACUUUGUUACACUGCAGAUGGAUCAAGUAUCAUUGGUGGUGGAUCAAGCAAAUACAUCUGCAUUUACGAUAUCGAGACCAACGUUCUCAUCAAAAAGUUCCAGAUUUCAGAAAACCUUGCCUUGGAUGGUACCCAAGAAAAGCUCAACUCUAAAAAUAUGACCGAAUUCGGAAGUUUGGAAGAAAUGGAGGCAGACGAAGCUUCCGACCUCGAAGAUCGAUUAGACAACACAUUACCAGGUACACAAUCGGGCGAUCUGUCCGUACGUCGCACACGCCCAGAAGCCAAAUCAAAAGCCGUCCGUUUCUCGCCCACAGGUCGCGCAUGGGCCGCUGCCACCACAGACGGUCUUUUGAUCUAUUCAUUGGACGACUCAAUCAUGUUUGAUCCCUUUGAUCUCGAGAUCGACAUUACCCCAGAAUCUGUUAUGGAGGCACUUGAAGAAAAAGAAUAUCUUAAAGCAUUGUGUAUGGCCUUCCGUCUCAAUGAAAAAACUGUACUCCAUGAUGUAUUUGAGGGUAUUCCACCAGAUUCAGUAGACUUGGUCGCACGUGGAAUGCCCCAGAAAUACCUCCAAAAACUUCUCCAGUUUGUGGGUGUUCAUAUGGAGACCAGCCCUCACAUCGAAUUCCAUCUCAUCUGGGUUACCAGCAUCAUGACAGCACACGGAAGAUAUUUGAAAGAGCAUCGCGGUGAAUUCCAGGCUGUCUUUAGAGCAUUACACAAGGGCGUCAACCGUGUACGCGAUGAUAUUGCCAACUUAUGCGACUCAAACACCUACACUCUCAAAUAUCUCCUUAGCCAACAAGGCGUGACUUCACGGGCGGAGGCAAUGGCAGAAUAG
Messenger RNA from Phycomyces blakesleeanus NRRL 1555(-), 2715 nucleotides. RefSeq lists its product as hypothetical. The transcript is spliced from 9 exons. Bases 1 to 2715 code for a protein of 904 amino acids. Gene Ontology annotation, cellular component: small-subunit processome; Pwp2p-containing subcomplex of 90S preribosome. Gene Ontology annotation, molecular function: protein binding. NCBI's taxonomy places the organism in Eukaryota, Fungi, Mucoromycota, Mucoromycetes, Mucorales, Phycomycetaceae. Gene Ontology annotation, biological process: ribosomal small subunit assembly; maturation of SSU-rRNA from tricistronic rRNA transcript (SSU-rRNA, 5.8S rRNA, LSU-rRNA). The record is from RefSeq and is a predicted model, not a curated record.